AGCUCCCUCUCUCUUUCGUCUCUCCCCCAUCUGGACCUCUCCCUAAGCUCACAACAAAUAAACCGUGUGCAACUGCUGAAUUACGAGGAGCUCCACCCGGUCGAUCAGCCAGAAGAAGAAUGGCCGUAAACCUCCCAGUAUCUCAGCCUUCUUCCGGCCUAUGCGUGAAACCCCACCAACAGCGGGGCCAUGGCUCGACCGCCGCGGCAAUGGCGGCCGUGGCCGCGCCGCCCUCCACGUUCGCUCCACAGACGACACGGCUCUCUGCUGAUCCGUCCAUCGCGGUGAACACCAAAAACACAACGCUGGCAGCAACGGUCGCCAUGACUGAAAGAGUGACGAAGAAGAAUGAUGAGACGCUGGCGAGCAUGUGGCGGGAGAUUCAGGGCACCGGCAACUGGGCUGGCUUGGUGGAGCCGCUGCACCCACUCCUCCGGGCCGAGAUCGUCCGGUACGGCGAGCUUGUAGCGGCCACGUACAAGGCGUUCGACCUCGACACAUGCUCCAAGCGUUACCUCAACUGCAAGUACGGCAAGGCACGAAUGCUUGAGGCUAUGGGCAUGGCCGGCGCCGGGUACGACGUCACGAGGUACAUCUACGCAACACCGGACAUCGCGCUUCCUGGAGCGGCGGAGCCUUGCCCUAUCCGGUGGAUCGGGUACGUGGCGGUCGCGUCCGACGAGACGGUGCGCCGCCUCGGGCGCCGCGACAUCGUCGUGUCCUUUCGUGGCACGGUCACCGGAUCGGAGUGGGUGGCCAACAUGAUGAGCUCCCUCGAGCAGGCGAGGUUCGAUCCGUCGGACCCACGCCCAGACGUGAAGGUCGAGUCGGGCUUUCUCUCUGUCUACACCUCCGACGACGCCACCUGCCGCUUCACCUGCGGCAGCUGCCGAAACCAGCUCCUUUCUGAGGUGACUCGCCUGAUCAACAAGUACAGACAAGAGGACAUCAGCAUCACGCUGGCCGGCCACAGCAUGGGCAGCUCCCUCGCCCUUCUCUUCGGGUACGACCUUGCCGAGCUUGGUCUCAACCGCGAUGGUGGUGGCGAUACCGUGCCGAUCACCGUCUACUCUUUUGCUGGCCCGAGGGUUGGCAAUGCUGGGUUCAAGAAUCGGUGCGACGAGCUCGGGGUGAAGGUGCUAAGGGUGGUAAAUGUCAAUGAUCCUAUCACCAAGUUGCCCGGCAUCUUCUUGAACGAGAACUUUUUGGGGGCCAGGUUGGAGCUUCCAUGGAGCUGUGCGUGUUACACGCAUGUUGGUGUCGAGCUUGCCCUGGAUUUCUUCAAAGCGAGAGAUCCUGCUUGCGUGCAUGACCUAGAAUCCUAUAUAGGGUUGCUCAAGUGCCCUAAGAUUGCAAAGGUGAAAAGAGAGCAUCUUUUAAGCAAGGCAAUGAAGUUCGUGCUUCAACAGAGUUUUGAUACUUGGAGGUGGCAAAUGGCUGCAAUCCAAGUUGGUGAGUUAGUACAAGCCAUGGGGUUGUAGAUUUAUACAGGGUCCAAUUUCGUUCCCAUUUUUGGGGGAUAUGAAACAUACAUGCCCUUGUAAAUUCAUUCAUUUUGUCAAUAAAACGAGGUAGAGAAGAGUGGAAAUUAGAAAAAAAAAUCACCAGUAUUGUACAUGAGAAAGGUAACAAAAAAUAAUCAAAACAAUAGUGGUCAUAGUUAAUAGAAAUACUUAUGUCAUCAAUCCUACUAACAAAAAUG
This is a messenger RNA of Sorghum bicolor (sorghum), 1702 nucleotides long. Its product is annotated as phospholipase A1 EG1, chloroplastic/mitochondrial. Gene Ontology annotation, biological process: lipid metabolic process. NCBI's taxonomy places the organism in Eukaryota, Viridiplantae, Streptophyta, Magnoliopsida, Poales, Poaceae. The transcript has a single exon. The coding region runs from base 120 to 1481 and encodes 453 amino acids. Gene Ontology annotation, cellular component: chloroplast. The record is from RefSeq and is a predicted model, not a curated record. Gene Ontology annotation, molecular function: glycerophospholipid phospholipase A1 activity.